This is a messenger RNA of Branchiostoma belcheri (Belcher's lancelet), 1023 nucleotides long. RefSeq names its product NXPE family member 3-like. Bases 206 to 994 code for a protein of 262 amino acids. Lineage: Eukaryota; Metazoa; Chordata; Leptocardii; Amphioxiformes; Branchiostomatidae. The transcript has 3 exons. The record is from RefSeq and is a predicted model, not a curated record.
GAUGCCGUCAUUUUGUAGUGGACAAGUAACAAAGCUGCUGUCGCCAUCUUGGUUGACCUUGAAUAUCCUCAAUUUGCAAACUUCAACUCAUUCGUUCAUUAAUUUUAAUCCACAUACAGUGACGUGUGACUUUUUCAUACUUUGAUAUCUAAUUGUUAAGAUUGUUUUGUUUUUUUUCUACAGAGUGGGGAAAUACCAGGUGGCAAUGAAGGUGCUACGACCUGUCCUGGCAUCGGUUGUUAUUCCAGCGACAAUAGCAACAUUCCUGUUAACUCCUAUGGUCAGCAAAGCAGUGUGGAACUCCACUCCUCUCCGGAAUCAAUCCUCUGCAACAAAACAAAAGCAAAAAUCAAAGGCCAUUGUGGUGACAUCACUAGGAACAUGGCGCACUUUGAAUCGGAGCAUUGACCUAGGCUGGGUCACAGAUGCGAAGUACACGUCUUUGGAGAUCGUCAACACUAAACAAACGUACCACGUAGGGGACAUCCUUGAACUUGAGGUUGUAGCAAGGGAUGGCAACAAACGACCUAAGGUGUAUGGCGGUGACUACUUCCGAGCAGUUUUACGAGACAAGUCCCAGACUGCCAGUACAACAGGUGCGGUACGGGACCACGGGAACGGUCUGUACACCAUUAGUUUCCUCCUCAGUUUCCCGGGUAAGGUGACGCCUGAAGUACAACUCGUCCACCCCAGCGAAGCCGUGCAAUUUCUGAGGGAAUUCAGAGAGGUUCCAAACAAAAGACGAUGGUCCUGUGCAUUUAAAUUUACAGGUGAAGACGCUACAACAAUGUGUACGCUUCUUUCAAACCGACCUCUGCCUUUGUCAAGUCAAUGUGACUUUUCCGUACCAAACACAAGCCGAACUUGGUUUUGCGAAAAGCCGAAGACAGCAUCUUGUGACAGAAUACGUGUCUGUACAUCUUCCCAGGACGUCGUGGACAAACUGAUGACUCAAGAAGAGCAACAACUUUUCGAAAGGUAUGAGAAAAGUUAAUACAUACAGGAAAGUUGUUCCAUCUGGAG